CGCGGGGCGGGGAGAGCCGGGCUGCACCGCACCAUGCUGGCGGCCGUCCGCCGGCUGCUGCGGCCCAGGGGAGCGGCGGCGGCGGCGGCGGCCCGGGCGACGGGCUCAGCACCGCUGUGGGCCUGCUUCUUCCACACCGAAUUUGAGCUGAGGAAGCCCAAGACGGUCACGCAGGCCGACAUGAAGGUGGAGCUGCUUCCCGCCCUCACGGACAACUACAUGUACCUCCUCAUCGACGAGGAGACCAAGGAGGCUGCCAUUGUUGACCCCGUGCAGCCCCAGAAGGUUUUGGAGGCUGCCCAAAAGCACGGAGUGAAGCUGACGACAGUCCUAACCACCCAUCACCACUGGGACCAUGCUGGAGGCAACGAGAAGCUGGUGAAGAUGCAAGCAGGGCUGAAGGUGUACGGGGGAGACAGCCGCGUCGGAGCCCUGACUCAGAAGGUGUCGCAUCUGACCUCGUUCAAGGUGGGAUCCCUUCACGUGAAAUGCCUGUCCACCCCGUGCCACACCUCGGGACACAUCUGCUACUACGUGACGAAGCCCAGCAGUUCAGAGCCGCCUGCUGUCUUCACAGGUGACACGCUGUUCGUGGCUGGCUGCGGGAAGUUCUUCGAAGGGACCCCGGACGAAAUGUACCGAGCGCUGAUUGAAGUCCUGGGCCGCCUGGAGCCUGAGACGCGAGUGUACUGUGGGCACGAGUACACCAUCAACAACCUGAAAUUUGCACGGCACGUCGAGCCCAACAAUACAGCUGUCCACGAGAAGCUCGCCUGGGCCAAGGCCAAGUAUGACAGUGGCGAACCAACCAUCCCAUCGACUAUUGCAGAAGAGUUUGCAUACAACCCCUUCAUGCGAGUGAGGGAGAAGACGGUCCAGCAGCAUGCCAGGGAAACCGACCCUAUUCGGACAAUGGGAGCCAUCAGAAAGGAAAAAGAUAACUUCCGGUUGCUGGAAAUCAUCAGGAAGGAAGGUGUAGCCCUGAAGGCCAUUCUGACCACCCAUCACCACUGGGACCAUGCCCGAGGGAACGAGGAGCUGGCGAAGCUGUAUCCAGACCUGCGCGUGUACGGCGCUGACGAGCGGAUCGGGGCCUUGACAAACAGAGUGGCUCACAACGAGGUGUUAAAGUUUGGAGACAUUAAUGUGAGAUGCCUCUUCACCCCCUGCCACACUUCGGGACACACGUGCUACUUCAUGUGGGAAGAUAACUCCCCGGAUGCGCCGGCGCUGUUCUCAGGUGACACCUUGUUCGUGGGCGGCUGCGGGCGGUUCUUCGAAGGGACGGCCGAGCAGAUGUACAAAAACCUGAUGGAUGUCCUGGCGGCUUUGCCGAAGGAGACGAAGGUGUUUUGCGGGCACGAAUACGCCGUCCGAAACCUCAAGUUCGCCUUGAAGGUGGAGCCAGAGAACGAAAGCGUGAAGAAGAAACUCGCGUGGGCCAAACUCCGCGAUGACGAGGACCUGCCCACGGUGCCCUCCACGCUGCAGGACGAGUUCCAGUACAACCCCUUCCUGCGGGUCUCGGAAGAAGCCGUGCAGAAGUUCACAGGCAAGACGGAUCCGGUGGACGUGCUGCGCGCUCUCCGCACGGAAAAGGACAACUUCAAGAAGCCCAAAGAGCGGCUGAACCCCCAGGCCAUGCUGGCCUUCGAGUGGGGGCUCUUCAGCCCCUUCCUGGAGAAGAAGUGAAACGUCGCUGGGUUGCUCCCGUCGUUUCACUCGAGAGCCACUGGAACGUAGGGUCCGUGCUGUCGAGAGGCAGUGCCCUAUGGGAGGGAGUUCCCCGCGGUGUGUUGCAAAGGGUUGCGUCCGGUUUGGAUCUACAUGAAUCGGACACGUGGGGCUUCCCUGCACAAGGGUGCUGGUCCUCGUUACUCGGUCCAAGUUUUUGUGUUGGUUCAUUUUCCCCCAAACUGUAACUGCUUCUCUUAGCCCUGCCUUUUAGGCGAGUGCUUUAAAAACUAGCUGCAUUUUAGUAGACCGUGGGUUUGUAGGAUGUGGGACGAAUCGUAUGUAGAUGUACAUGGGUGUAUUUAGGGUUGUGAUGGGCCAGUUUUUCAUAAGGCUUAAGUGUCCUGCUGCUACCCAGCUUCCAAAGGGCAUUUUGAAUCUAAUCCUCCAAGCGAUCAUCGGGGCAAGGAAGACUGCAUGGAGCCAGGCUGGCCGGCGGAUGGAUGCAGCUUUGGAAAAAUCAGUUCUGCUCAGGACUAAGUUGCCUUUAUCCUUUUCUUUCUAAAGUGCUUUUUCCAACCUGAUUCGAGGCUCGGAAGUGCUGCGUUGGCAGCUUGCUGCUUUCUCAGCAUUAAGGGAAGACGCAGUCGUCUUCAGGACAGUAAAGCGUGAUCAAAGUGACCGUUAUUGAAUUGUAAGGCGGUGGCUGCUUGUAGAUGAAGAGGAGGAUAAAACAGGUUUGGCCCUUUGAGUGUAGUAGGCAGUAAAUUGGAGGGAUAGGCAAGACUUCAAAGUGUGCCUUUUAACCAGAAAAAGCAAAAUCCAGCAGAGAGGUUAUUAGGAUGAGUGCUUUGAAAGGGAAUGGAUUUGCCUUUUGGCAGAGUAUUUAGCCAGUAUCUAUGUCUCAUUCAGCAGCAGCUCCCCAUGCUUUUCAGUAAUCCCGAGGUAGGAUGUUCUCUGAGGAUUUACAGAGCAGUGAUUUACGUAGCGUGGCUUUCCAAGGAGAUUAAACCCUGCAGCGUGCUUCCCGGUAGAAGCCAGGCUGACGGACUGCCGCUGCCCCCAAUCCUCAGUCUUUGCUUCUCUCCUCCCCAUGCCCUUUCCUGUCCAUCUCUUAAUAGGGGGCAACUACAGUCUGGGAGCCUGAUCCUGAACACGUCUGCAGUGCUUGAUGGGGUGCAGUUAACAGUGGGAUUAGUUGCCUGUUAAGGCCCUAAGGGUCUACAGGGGAUCAGGGUAAUAGGGGCUGCUUUGCUCCUUUUCUCCUACCAUGGACAUGGAGAGAGGCCUCUUUGAAAUGGGUGGAAGAAAUCUAGAACAACCUUGUAGUUAAGUCACCGUUUAUUGAGGAGCGCCAGCUUUUUCUAAGGCCGGAUUUUGCUUUUGGCGUGGGCUUGCUGGAGUUAGCCACGCACUUCUAAACUGGCAAGGAAAGCAACAGAAAGGCUGGUGUUCAAAAUCCAGAAUGAGCCAUGUGGCCUUUCUUGAAGUGAGGGGCACGGGGGUAAAUUAACUGUGAGAAUUUGUGUGGUCUUAUUUGGCUGGAAAUACUGCAAAGAUCAAGGUGCAAUGUUUCACGCACCCUGACUUGCUAGCAGGGGGCCCGGGACCCACAUCCCUUCGUUUGGGCACUUGAGCAGCGUGUGAUGCUAACUAAACUGGGAGCCUUCUCCCCUGCUGUGCACCGUUGUAAAUGAGAACAGGGCAUGCAGAAUGAGGCCUAAAUACUUCCGUCACAUAACACCUCUUAACAUGGUCUUGUUUCCACUCGAUAGUGUCUAGCAUUGGAAUAAAGCCGUGUGUGGGGCUGGUUUGUGUCUUUGGUUGUGCUGAGCUGAAAGGCACACUAUCACCUGGUUAAUGGACACAUUUUUCUACCACUGUAUUUGGCUUUUUUAAAUCGACAGUUGCGCUGGGUGUCACUUGUUGCUAAACAGGAAGGGAAAAUUCAUAUCUGCCACUACAGCUGCACCAGUUUUAGGGCUCGAGAGACAAGUGAGUCUUUAUGCACAGGUUGUACUGCUAAAGGUUGACCGUGCACUGCCGAGCAUGGAGCUGGCACCUGACAGUGACCCCAACGCUCCCAGCUGAUGAAGGUCUACGCAGCAGUCAAAGCUGGGAUUGCGACUCACGUGACACUUACCUGAACUUAACUAGGUACUAAUUAGCAGGGAUCUAGCAGCGUGCAGCUGCAGGGAAGCUUGGGCGGUUCUCCUGGGCUCUGCUCCCUGCUGCAGCACCUCCACUCCUGCUAGGAACCGAGCGUAGGUAUUUCAGAGUUAGUUUAGGCAGGAGAUACCUUUCGACUGCCGGGCCUUGAGCAUGCACCCCUUUGUUUUGCCUCUGCAUUUCUUCUAGCUUUGGGAAAUGGGUAAGAAACAAAAUGUAGGUCACUGGGUUAAUUUUCCAGUGCAAUAGCUAAAUUUAGCAAAUUUUUUGGCGUUUGCUUCCAACAGCGCACUUACGCCGAACUUGGCUCUUUUGCACUUGACUACAAAGUUUAGUCGCAGCACUUCUAUACAGUGAAUUUCCUGUAACUGCUGGCAUUUCUUGCUGUAAUUAAAACCUAUAGUUUUAACACAAGACUGUGUUGUUAAACUAUGCAGGAGAAAAGGGGCAUUCAAUGACAAGCCACCUGCCUAUAAAGCUGCAGAGAAAACAAGCCAGAUGAGAAUCUUGCCUCUUCAGCACUGUGAACUCACUAACAACAAUGACCACUGACACAUGUAAAGCUUUAAUUAAAAUUUCCUAAAAACUU
Alligator mississippiensis (American alligator) is the source of this 4432-nucleotide messenger RNA. RefSeq names its product hydroxyacylglutathione hydrolase-like protein. Gene Ontology annotation, cellular component: mitochondrion. Lineage: Eukaryota; Metazoa; Chordata; Crocodylia; Alligatoridae. The transcript has 16 exons. Bases 34 to 1692 code for a protein of 552 amino acids. Gene Ontology annotation, biological process: glutathione metabolic process. The record is from RefSeq and is a predicted model, not a curated record. Gene Ontology annotation, molecular function: hydroxyacylglutathione hydrolase activity.